Molecule: messenger RNA, 1227 nt
Organism: Penicillium cosmopolitanum
Lineage: Eukaryota; Fungi; Ascomycota; Eurotiomycetes; Eurotiales; Aspergillaceae
Product: beta-ketoacyl [acyl carrier protein] synthase domain-containing protein
Exons: 4
Coding region: 1-1227 (408 amino acids)
Biological process (GO): fatty acid biosynthetic process; secondary metabolite biosynthetic process
Molecular function (GO): fatty acid synthase activity
Source: RefSeq, a predicted model, not a curated record
AUGUCCGAGUCCUUACAAGACCUAUUACCGGCGCUGGUAAUCGUUGGAAUCUCGCUGAAAUUCCCGGAGGAUGCAGUAUCUCCAGAAUCUUUCUGGAAGAUGCUAAUGGAUGGACGAUGCGCGUCAAAAGAGUUCCCAGCAGACCGGCUAAAUAUCGAUGUAUAUUAUGAUUCUAAUCCAAACCGCUAUGAUACUCUAUCAAAUCGUGGCGGCUACUUUCUAUCUGAAGAUCUCAGCCUCUUUGACGCACCUUUCUUUUCUAUUACAGCCGCUGAAGCCACGGUAAUGGAUCCGCAACAGAGAUUAGCGCUUGAAACAUCAUAUCGAGCUCUAGAGAACGCAGGUAUUGGUAUGGAGAAGGUUUAUAACUCAAACAGUUGCGUUUUCAUGGGGUGCAGCAGUAAUGAUUACCAGACCAUGAUGACAAAAGAUAACUUGGAUGCCCAGAAAUUUGCCGCUACAGGAACAUCGCCUAAUAUGCUGUCUAAUCGCGUGAGUUGGUUCUUUAAUCUUCAUAGAACCAGUAUUACUAUCGAUACUGCAUGUUCAAGUAGCUUGGUGGCGAUUGAUCUAGCCUGCAAGUCAAUCUGGAGCGGUGAAACCUCGAUGGGGAUCGCCUUGGGAGCCAACGCGAUUCUUACGCUCGAAACCACCCUAAGCCUAAGCAAUCUCGGCCUGUUAUCUCCGGACAGUCGAUGUUAUAGUUUCGAUCAGCAGGCAAAUGGAUUUUCUCGCGGUGAAGGUGUUGCAGCCCUGAUUUUUAAACCUCUAGAUGAUGCCCUCCAGAACGGCGAUUCUAUCCGUGCCAUUAUACGAUCUUCUGCAUCCAACCAGGAUGGAAGGACGCCUGGAAUCACAUUGCCAAACAUCGAAAUACAAGAGGCUUUAAUCCGCGAAACCUACAACAAGGGUGGCCUUCAAACGGACCUCACUCGUUACUUUGAAGCGCAUGGAACAGGAACGGUGGUGGGAGAUCCAAUCGAGACAAAAGCAAUUGGUUCCAUAUUUAGGUCUACCCGGUCACGUCAGGAUCCUCUGUAUAUCGGAUCUGUCAAGUCUAACAUUGGCCAUCUGGAAGGCUGCAGUGGGCUGGCUGGUUUAAUCAAAGCAAUUCUUAUACUGGAAAAGGGCAUUAUCCCGCCCAACAGCGAAAAUUUCUCAAAGAUAAAUCACCGGACUGACGAAGACUUCUUCAAUAUCAAGAUUUCCAAUGAAGCCAUUCUGUGA